CUAAACUUCAAGAUAACAGAAUAAGUCCUAAUAUGGAGAUGUUGAAAGGCUUCAUCUUUGCGUGGCUUAUUGCUUUUUCUUUAGCAACAAUAGCUGUUGCACAAAACAACCAAACAGGAUUCAUAAGCUUAGAUUGUGGAAUACCAGGAGGUUCUAACUAUACUGACAUAAUAACAGGACUAUUUUACACUUCAGAUGUAGGUUAUGUGAGUGGUGGAGUGAACAAUAGCAUAUCAGCUAAAUACCAAUCCGAUUCCCUAGAAAGGCCAUAUCUCACACUUACAAGCUUUCCAAUAGGGACCAAAAAUUGCUACACUUUAACUCCAGCUCAAGGGAAUUUGGGCAGGUACUUGAUAAGGGCAAGUUUUCUCUAUGGAGAUUAUGAUGAUGGAACUGACCAAUUCCCAUAUUUUGAUCUUUACAUUGGAGAAAAAUAUUGGGACACAGUCUCAAUUUAUAAUUCUUCUAUACCAAUUCAGAAGGAAAUUAUACACACACCUUCUAAUGACUCUAUAAAUGUUUGUCUUGUCAAGAUAAAUACUACAACUCCUUUUAUUUCAGCCUUGGAGUUAAGGCCUUUGAAUAUUACCACAUACAAAACAGUACUAAAUAGUUCAAUGGAACUUUCUUUCCGUCUGGACUUGGGUUCCUUAACCAAUGAAUUCGUUAGGUACAGCGAUGAUGUGUAUGAUAGAAAUUGGAGACCAAAUCAACGGCAGAAUACGGUAAUUAUUCAUACAACCGAAGACAUACUUCAGAACAGUUUCGGACUACCGUUAUCGGUAAUGAGCACGGCGUUGACACCCGAUCCGGAGACUGGUCCCAAUCCCAACUCGUUGUCCUUUUCCUGGUACUCUGCUAAUGCCACGGACAGGUAUUACUUAUACUUUCACUUUGCCGAAGUCGUCAAAUUGUCGGAGACAGAGACAAGGGAAUUCAGCAUUUAUAUCAAUGACAACCUAUUUUAUGGACCUAUGUCUCCCGGCUAUUUGUCGACGACGACGGUGUACACAUUGACUCCGGGCAGUACUGGUAUCGAGAGGUACGAUGUGCUGAUUAAUAAAACUGAGAUAUCAACUCUUCCGCCACUCAUUAAUGCUAUCGAAGUUUUUAGAGAGCUAAAAGGAUAUAAAACGGAUAUUUAAGAUAGACAACACGAAAAUGAAUCAGCAUCCGACUAUGGUGUGGAGUGAAUUAAAAGGAAUUUUUCAUCAAGGAAAUCCAAGGCCGAGAUGAAGAAUUUUUGGGUGCGUGUGUUCUUGUUGUACAUUUUGUUAUAUUUUACCUAUGUAUGUGGAUGAAAGCUAGUUCAAUUGACGGGUAAUUUUGAUUUUU
This is a messenger RNA of Solanum dulcamara, 1335 nucleotides long. Its product is annotated as putative leucine-rich repeat receptor-like protein kinase At2g19210. The transcript has 3 exons. The record is from RefSeq and is a predicted model, not a curated record. Lineage: Eukaryota; Viridiplantae; Streptophyta; Magnoliopsida; Solanales; Solanaceae. The coding region runs from base 33 to 1145 and encodes 370 amino acids.